Messenger RNA from Nilaparvata lugens (brown planthopper), 5539 nucleotides. It is a transcript of the gene kibra, whose product is annotated as protein kibra. Gene Ontology annotation, cellular component: cytoplasm. The record is from RefSeq and is a predicted model, not a curated record. Lineage: Eukaryota; Metazoa; Arthropoda; Insecta; Hemiptera; Delphacidae. Gene Ontology annotation, molecular function: kinase binding; molecular adaptor activity. The transcript is spliced from 18 exons. The coding region runs from base 109 to 3435 and encodes 1108 amino acids. Gene Ontology annotation, biological process: cell migration; regulation of hippo signaling; regulation of DNA-templated transcription.
CAAGUGAUGUCACGCCGUUCAUGAUAAUGACUAGAAUCCAAUAUGGCGGAGUGAGCUAGCUAGUGUGUGCCAGUCGCUAUAGUUUUGGAUGGAUUUAAGUAGUGAAAUAUGCCCAGGAGAAGAAAUGGUGAAAUACCUUUGCCCGAGGGAUGGGAUUUCGCACGCGAUUACGAUGGAAAAGUGUAUUUUAUCGAUCAUAACAGCAAGAAAACUACAUGGAUCGACCCCAGAGACAGGUUUACAAAGCCUUCAUCGUUCGCGGACUGUAUCGGCAACGAAUUGCCUCUCGGCUGGGAAGAGGCCUUCGACCCACAUAUCGGCGUCUACUAUAUCAACCACGUUAACCAGUGCACCCAGUUGGAAGACCCCCGCCUGGAAUGGAGGAAAAUUCAAGAGGAAAUGCUCAAGGAAUAUCUACACACGGCUCAAGAUGUCCUAGAUGCGAAGAAAGAAAUCUACGACAUCAAGCAGCAGAGGUUACACCUGGCUGAAGAUGAGUACAAUCACCUAAACAAUGCCCUUAGUACACUCAACACGUCUAGAACUAGUUUAUGUUCUAGUUCGAGCAGUGUGAGCACAAAGUACGACCCCGACCUGUUGAAGUCAGACGUGGCUCUGGCGAGGAACCGGGUGUCCAGGCUCAAAAGGGAGUUGGAGCAGAUCAAGGCUGAGAUGUCCUGUACGCAGAGAGGCGUCGAAACACUCACAUCAGUGGAACAGAAACUGGGCAGUUCGGCGCAAGGCGGCUGCUACAACAUUAGCGAGGCGCAGGCGAUCGUCGCCGAACUGCGCGAGAUCCAGCGAUCGCUGAGUUCGGGCGAACAGGAGCGCAGUGAACUGAUGCGAUCGCUGGCCAAGCUUAAGGACGACCUCACAAGGCUGCAGCUGAGCGAGAGUUCGCCCGACGUGUCGACUCUGUCGCUCGCAAACGGUGCGGCGAACGAUAAACUGAGUACGGCGUCGCAGACCGAUCUGUCGGGCGAACUGGUGCCGAUGGGGACGCGGCUGGCCGAGAUGGCUAGGAUGAGGUUGGAAUACGACGAGGCGCGUAAACGCAUGAAGUGGAUCAAACAGCAGUUGGCCGACCUGGAAGAGAAGGUGGUGCCUGGUCAGGCUGAGUCAGACAAGGACAGACUGCUGCUCUUCCAGGAGAAGGAACAGCUGUUGCGGGAGUUGAGGAGCAUCACACCGAGGACGCGCUCCAACCACGAGAUGUCCAGGAUACAGGGUGAAAUCAAGAAACUAGAGCAAGACCUAAACCAGGCAAUGGAGCUUUCGAACCGCGCAAUCGCCGACCGACUUCGGCUGCACGAGGAGAAGCAACUGUUGCUCGCCCAACUGGUCGACGCGCUCAGGUCGAUGACUUCGCUCGAGUCGCGACUGCGAACUCUGUCGGCCAGUACGCUGUCGGUCAGUUCGUCAUCGUCGCUUGGAAGUUUGUCGUCGGCCACCUCCAGCAAGGGGUCGCUCAGUUCGGGCCUGAGUUUCACCGAUAUCUAUGGUGGUCCGACGCAGCAGUGUGUGUCCAACGUGCAGGAACGACCAGUGGACAUGGUAGAUCUGCACCGACGCGUCGAACGUCUGUUACGAGGCAGUGGGGGGGCUGGUCCAGAACACCCCCCACCCCCGGCCUACGAGUCGGCCCCUCUGUCACCCAUUUCGGAAACAGCCCCUCUGCCGCCACUGGCACCCGUUACGCCGCCUCUGCUGCCCCCAGUCACGCCCCCGCUGCCGGUUAGCGCGGCCGUGUCGGACGAGUCGGUGGCCGGUGAUUCGGGCGUUUUCGAGGCGGCCUCCAGUCAGGCAGUCGAAACUGCGCAGGUUCAGAUCAAGCUCAGGUAUUCAGUUGGCGACAGUAUGCUGCAUAUUGGCAUUGAAAGAGCGCGCAAUCUUUCGGCUCUAUUCAUACCAGAUCUAUGUCAAGUGUAUAUAAAGGCGGCAUUGUUGCCCAGUGGACCCACGUCGGUUCUGACGUGUUGCACGAAACCCAUCUCCGACCUCACCAAACCCAGGUUCGGAGAGACCUUCCCCCUUUCUGUGCCUCUCAGCAAACUCUGCACGAAAACCCUCCAAGUCAACGUGUGGAGUUUGGAUCCUGAAGCUCAUACUGAAUGCUUGGGCUGUGCCCAAGUAAGCCUUGCCGACUUUUCGCCUGACACAACGUGCGUCAAGUGGUACAACAUUCUGAGUUUCCGGUUCAUGCAGGCGCCACCCAUGCCCCCUGUUAUGGGGGCCACCUUGCCCCCAGUAGGGGCAAAUGUGGCCCCUGUAGGUGGGGCCUCCUUGCCCCCUGUAGGGGCCACCAUGCCCCAGCAGCGGCCCCUCCAACCGCACAAGGAAGAGAGCUCUGAUGAGUCAACGAUUAUUUCGUCGCAGACCUCUACGCUCACAAGGAAUCAAGGCUGCGAAGGAGCAAUUCCUCCCGGUACGAUAAGUCUGAGGCUGGAGGAGCUAGCAAGUGAGGAUGAGGAUAAUGAGGAAGAUUAUGAGGAUGAGGAGGAGGAAGAUGAGGAGGACGACGAUGAAGAGGAUGAUGAGGAGGAUGAGGAAGAUGAGGAGGAAGGAAUCGAGGUGUAUUGUCCUGACGAGCUGGAACAAGUUCUUGAAAUGCCUGAUGAAGAGAAAGAGCCCUGCACUGAAGACAAGGAGACGAAUACAGAGUGUGUGUUUGGAGCGGGAGGUGGAUCCAAACCCAAUCAGCCGAAUCAGCAGCCAACGAUUGUCAUCAAGCGGUCGCAGACCUUCUCGCCGGUCGCCAAUGCUAACAACCACUAUAUUUGCAGGUUGAACCGUAGUGACAGUGACAGCUCGAUGCCGCUGUACAGGAGACAGGGUGCGACGGGGGGCAGAGGAGGCAGUCACUUCCAGCGCAACUCUGUGGAGAGGCGGUCGCUCAGGUGGAGGCGGGUCGGGGGCAGUGCUAUGGCGUGCCACCCGCAAGCCAGUAUCAGGGCACCCAAGGCGCCCACGAUGACUCAGCGCACCUCACUUGACUUGGAGCUAGACCUCCAGGCGCAGCAUAGCAGACUGCAGGCAUUGCACGACGAGUUGGCAAGGCUGCGCGACCUGAAGGCUCGCCUUGAGGUGGCCAGGGAGAAGGCCGAUCCCGAAGUGGCCGCCUGGGUGCUCGAGGACACGCAUUUCCAGAAUUUGGUCGCUCAGGCUGAUGGAAAGAGCGCCGAUGAUAGGAAAGUGGAAAAGCUGCUGAAGAAAACAUCGAGGGAAAUCUAUAAAUUAAGAAAAACCAAAGCGGGCAAAGGAAAGCCGGAUCUUAUCUCUUUCAAAGAGAAGAUGGCGUUCUUCACGCGAGCCAGUGUAAAUGUGCCUGUGCCUCCUCCUCUCUCCUCCUCCUCGGAGUCUCCCCUCCCCUCCUCAGACAAGGAGAGUCAGAGGUUUGAGUACACAGUUGACAGAACACUCGGCGUCGAAGUGUAGCUAUAUCUGUAUCUAUUAUGUACAUAGACUUUAAUAAUUGUUUAUAAAUAUUGUUAUAUGUAUACGCUGCCAUCCUUACACUGCCUCGAGUCGACAAAAAUGCCGCUGUAUUUUUUUUCAAAUGAAAUUCGAUGAAAUUGAAUGAGUGAAACUUUCAGGAAAUAGGUUUCUCUUUCUUUCAGAAAACAAGAAAACAUUUUGAAUUGAAGAAACUUUCAGAAACAAGUGAUUUCUUUCUUCCAGAAUUGAAGAAACCAUUUGACUUGAUGAAACUUUCUGGAAAAAGGUUUCUAUUUCUUCCAGAAAAGAAGGAAACAUUUAAGAAACUUACUCAACUCUCAAGAAAGUGCAACAGGCUUGAAAAUGACCCCUACUAUUUCUUUAAGAAAAGUUGUUUCUUUUAUUUCAGAAUGAAUCAAGUUUUUCUUUCAUCCAGAAAAGAAGAAAAUAUAUGAAUUGAAGAAACUUACUCAAAAAAUUACCGUUGACAGAAAAAUUUCAUUUCACUUGAAGGUAAGGGCUGUAUCUUUUCUACUUGUGCAAUUUUUUAUCACUGUAUUUUCUCCAUAUAUUCACUUACAUAUUUGUAAAAUUGAGGAAAAAAUAUUCUACCUUAACAUUAGGUAAUCAUUUGAUAAUGCCUUAAUAUAAGGCACCUUCCAAAUACUUGUUAUGUAAAUCUUGUAAUGAUUUAUUAUUGGUUGACUUUACCUAUAUAAUAGGUAUACUAGUAAAGUAAAUAGAUAUUCUAAUGCCUUACAAAUGCCUUGAAAUCAUGUGUUUUGGAAAUAGUUUUGCUAUAAAUAUUUCAAUGGUUUUAUUUUGCCUUGAAAAUAGUUCAGCUAUAAAUCUUUCAAUGGUUUUGUUUAGCCUUAAAAUGAUGUGCCUUUAAAGUAAUUUUGCUAUAAAGCCUUCUAAGAUUUGUCACUAAUUGGCUCUAUCUAAGCAAUAGGUAGAUUAAUAUUGAUGCCUUAGGAAUGCCUUGAUAUUUAUAGCACCUUAUACACAUACUUUUGAUAGUUAAUCUUUUUGACAGCUAUUUAGGCUACUUCAACUCAUAACAAUAUUGAAAAUAGUUUCAUGUAUGCAUUUAAUGUGUGCAAUUGAACAACAAUCUUUUGAAUAUAUAAACAUUUAAAAAUAUUUUUGAAGAUAUUGUUUUCAAUAGUAUUGGAAAUUUAUUUGAAGGAUGAUUUCUCUGUGAUAUUUGUGCCUUUUUGGAAUGAAAGAUUCUCAAUCUUUAUUAAUUUCUAUUUAGUUGAUGACUGUACCAUAAAACGUUUUCUUGAAUUUUAAAGUAAAUCAGAAUUGAUAAAAACUAAAUUCGAUUUUAGGGUUUCGGAAUUUAUUUAGGUACUAUAACAACUGUUGAGUGUACUUUAAAACUUUUUCAUGUAUUUUAAAAUAACCAGAAUUGAUUAAAAAUUAAUUCGGUUUUCAGUUUUUAGUUAUUUAUUCAGGUACUAUAACAACCACUCUAAACAAGAGGGGUUUCGAGCUUCUUACUGAGAAGCAUAUUCUUGUUUACAUUAUUAUUUUGAGAUUCAAGGUUUUAUUUUACAUUUUCAUAUUACAUAAAUCAUAUUAUAAGAGAACCAACAGGUCUAGCCCAAACUGUUCCCUUUCCAAAUUUUUAUAAAUUUUAUAUUAAUUGACUGUACUUCUUCCAUGAUGUAUAUUUUUCCCAAUUACCUUCAAUGGGCUCACUAGCUAUAAAUGAAUGUAUUUGUAUCAAUAUAUUAUUAAUCUCGCCAGUGGAACAUACUAUGUAUUGUUUUAGUUGAGGUUUAUUGGUUUAAUUACUAUAUAUUUUCGAAUGUGCAGCAACAUUGUAGAUAAUAUAGGACAUCUUUUAAUAUGGCUCAGUGAAUAAAAUUGUUAAAUUUUAAUAUUUCUGCUAGUCAUUCAUACAGUUGAAGAAGGCAUGAGAGCUAUUUCAUUUAUAUAUAUUUUUUAAUCUAGAAAAUAAUUUUGUUUUGCAUUUUAGUUGAUGUUGAUUUAAAUAGAAGGAUCAAGUGAUUGUUGUAGGAGUCAUGUGUUCAAAGAUUUAGAUAUUAACAAAUAAUUGUUCAUCUUAGAUUUUUUAAAUUAAUUAUCAACUGUA